Blastomyces dermatitidis ER-3 is the source of this 192-nucleotide messenger RNA. RefSeq lists its product as uncharacterized. NCBI's taxonomy places the organism in Eukaryota, Fungi, Ascomycota, Eurotiomycetes, Onygenales, Ajellomycetaceae. Bases 1 to 192 code for a protein of 63 amino acids. The transcript has a single exon. The record is from RefSeq and is a predicted model, not a curated record.
AUGGACAAACUGACCGGCAGAAGGGAUGACACCUCACUGCAAGGCACAGUGACUACCACCGCGACCGCAAAAGAAGCAGGAGGAGGAGAAGGUGUGGCAAUGAGAGCAGUGCUCCCGCGGCUCAUUGAUGCCGCUGCCUCCGCCUUCAACCUGGCUUUCUUGGUGGCCACGGAGGCCGCCGCUGCACCAUGA